Messenger RNA from Cladocopium goreaui, 484 nucleotides. The record is from the annotation of a GenBank genome assembly. Lineage: Eukaryota; Dinophyceae; Suessiales; Symbiodiniaceae.
UUCGCCCCUUCGACGACGUAGCAAUUUCCGCCAUGGGGACCUAGGCUUCCAUUUUUAGGUUGGGCCUAUGCCACCCACGAACUUCGUCAAAGUGGAUCAGCUGACGCCGAAUUCUUUGAACGUCGACCUUGUUGUGAAGGUGCUACAUUGCGAUGCCUCCUUACAAUGUUUGGGCGGCUCGCAGUUCAGCUCAGUCACUGUUGGGGAUGAGACUGGCACAGUCAUUCUUCGCCUGCCAGCGCAACAGGCCCGUUUCGAUCCGGGCAGCACGCUGGUGCUGCGCAGCGCCAGGGCGGAGACGUGCUAUGGCCAACUACGCCUCGAAUUGGGAAGGUGGAGUCGCCUAGCCUUAGCAGACUCGGCAAAGCUCACGCCCAAGCUGCAGAACGACAUGUCGGCCGUUCAGUAUUGCCUUACGAGAUGACCAUGUGCCAAAGAAGCAGCUCAGAACGUGCCAUUCCAGCGGCAAAAAACUGAAGUUUAU